Molecule: messenger RNA, 1986 nt
Organism: Paracoccidioides lutzii Pb01
Exons: 3
Coding region: 1-1986 (661 amino acids)
Biological process (GO): positive regulation of transcription by RNA polymerase II
Cellular component (GO): nucleus
Molecular function (GO): transcription cis-regulatory region binding; DNA-binding transcription factor activity, RNA polymerase II-specific; zinc ion binding
Source: RefSeq, a predicted model, not a curated record
AUGCCUCUUCCUUCACAUUCAGCUGCUCUGCCCACGUCACCACAAACUUCCGACGAUGGCCUUAAAUUUUCUAGCGAGUCGUGUUAUACCUGUCGACGACGACGGGUUAUCUGUGAUCGGUUGCUUCCAACCUGCAAAAAGUGCCAUAGAGCCAAGAAGACAUGCUUAGGGUACAAGAAGCCAUUUACGUGGGUGCAGGGAGUUGCCAGUCGGGGGAAGAUGAUGGGCUUGACCUUCGGUGAUGUUGCGGGGAAGAACUGUCAGUCUACUUCAGGGGUGCGGGGCGCUGUUGAGCCGGAGAGAUCCCAGCGGGCGAGAACUUUGUCCUCUAGCGUCUUAGGCUGGGCGCAAAACAAUCCCUGCGGUAUGUCGGGUAGUCUGGAAUCCUUACAACCCGGGCAUCCAGAGCCCGUCAAUACCUCAGAUUCCAAUGUAGAAUACCAACAGGAUGGAAUGACACUCUCAUGCUCGAAAUCGGAAAAGCAGAGCCGUAAUGAUGAAUGCAUAUAUGCAGUGGAUGACCAUCUUACUUCUAUCUCUUUGAACCUGGUAGAUCCGCUGUUCCAGGGCUUGGACAGCAUAUCGCGAUACUACUUGGCUUAUUAUGAUCGUAAAUUCUGUGCACUGAUGGUGCUGUUCGAGGUCCCCCACAGAAACCCAUAUCGCCUCCUUCUUCGAAUGGUUAAUGUUUGUCCCGGUCUUUGUGCUGCAAUGGCUGCAACUGCGGCGUGCCACAACUUACAUGUCCUUCAGUAUUCUGGUCAAUCGGCAUUCGACAGCACGUCCUUAAAACAGAAAAGCUCAUCUGAUGGUGGCGAAGAAUUUAUGCACUCGCCUAACCCAAAUGUCAGAGUUGCAUAUCAGCAUUUGCUGCUUCUCAAGCAACGGGCGCUUAGUGAGCUGGAGCAAAACCUGUCGAAUCCCAAUAAAAGAGGAGAUGAAGCGACAAUCGCUUCCGCACUUCUCCUUAUGGUUCUUGAUAUGGUAGAAUCGGGCCGUGGUACUUGGAAAUUGCAUGUUGAAGGCGCAAAGAAGAUGCUUGAGUCUCGUUUUGGAAGACAUCUUGCGGGUAAAGAGGAUGGAUUGUCAACAUUUCCUGGGAUGGUUUAUGAUAGUUUCAACAUGUUCCUGGCAGGAACAUGUAUGACCUUUGACAUCAUGGGUUCAACAUUGACCCCAUCCGGAACUUGGUCGGAACCAUUGUCAUCCCAACUGACAAAAUCACCAAGCCUCCUUUCGGACACGGAAAAAAACGUCUGGCUCGGGUGUCCAGGUCCCCUACUGCGCAUCAUCCUCUUCAUCUCCUCCCUUCGACAUGCAGACUCGUCCCUGCGCAUUCCAGCACCAAUAGCGGGCAUCUUCACAGUCCUCUCUCAGAUCAAUGCCUUCGAUCCAAGGCAGUGGGCACGGGAAAUGCAGCAGUCAAUGGGCACAAAUACGACAGAACUUCCAAACUCCCAACACCACUACCUUGACAGCCUUCUCCCAACAGCACCACCAGCACCAUCAAACCCUGGGGAGUCCAAUUAUUGGAAUCCACCUCAGACGGCAACGACAGCCCUUUCCCAUCCCUCUUCAAAAGUAGACAAUUCAUCCACCGAAGCGCUCUUCCACGUCGCCUCUGCUUAUAAAAUCGCCAUAACCCUCUACGCAACACGGAUCCUCCUACACCCGUCCGCGGACGAAUGCCCUCUCCUCGCCGAACAGGUCACAGAGGUGCUGAACCACAUCUCACACAUCCAGCCCUCCUCUGAGCUGUUUAAGAGUCUUCUGUGGCCGACUUUCAUAGCCGGGGCGGAGUGCCGGUGUCCGGAGCAACGGGCGUGGAUUCGCGAUUUCCUAGAUCGAAUGUGGCGCGGGUUCUGGACGGUAAAUAUCCGUGGCGCGUUGCGGGUGUUGGAUGCUAUUUGGGGACGUGAGAGUCAGGAGGAUGGGGAUUGGGCUGAGUAUUUUGAUCGGUCUGGCGUUAAUUGGCUGUUCAUUUGA